Leptopilina boulardi is the source of this 4633-nucleotide messenger RNA. RefSeq names its product polycomb protein Sfmbt-like. Lineage: Eukaryota; Metazoa; Arthropoda; Insecta; Hymenoptera; Figitidae. The transcript has 10 exons. Gene Ontology annotation, biological process: heterochromatin formation; regulation of DNA-templated transcription. The coding region runs from base 280 to 3228 and encodes 982 amino acids. Gene Ontology annotation, cellular component: nucleus. The record is from RefSeq and is a predicted model, not a curated record. Gene Ontology annotation, molecular function: zinc ion binding; protein binding.
CUAACAAAUAAUUAUAGUGGGGGUAAAAGCGAAAAAGUACAUCCUGCCGCUGAUGUUUUGCUCUAUUGUUCGGUGAUGUCGAGAAAAAUUAUGUUUUUUAUGUGAUUUUUUUUUUUCUGUGAAAAAUGUAUGCAAGCAAGAACGAAAAUUGUGUUUAUUUUUACUAAAUGAUGUUGUUUUUAUUGGUCGAGAUGGAACAUCCGAGUCGUGAAAAAUAUAGUUUACGGUAAUACUUGCAGAACGCAUUUAUACAGUAAACUCACAUAGGGACUCUUUGUCAUGGAUAUGCAGGCUCCCAAUGUUUAUGCAGCCACCAUCCCUGGCAUACCUGAAUUGGGGAUGGUGUGGAUGGGAGAUAUGAUGGUUCAUGGGGAACCAACUCAUGAAUUAAUGUUAGAUCCACGACAUGCAGAAAGUCCAUUCUUUCCACAUGGUUCACAUUCAUUUGAUGAACUAAGAAAUCAUCAUCAUCAUCACCAUCAUCAUCAUCAAAUGCAACCAACGACAAUGGUUCGCUAUUUACCUCAACAAUAUCAUGGCGAAUGUUCUGAACCUGAUGAGGCUAUGGAAGCUGUUGAUGUUCAAGAAAUGCAUCACUGCUAUCCUCUAUUUCAGGAAUACGAUCCACAAACGGAAAGUAAUGAAAUGACUGAAUACAUGACAUUGGAGGAUUAUAUGACGGAAGAAGAUCGUGAGCAGGUUGUAAAUAAUGCAGCAACACAAACGCAGGACAAUCGAAAUCGCAAGAUCAAGCCAAUAAAGCAUCCUGGCCUUGUUCUGAAAACACCAAUUGCCUAUCAGCCUCACACUGAUCUCAAUUUUAUACCAAUUCGAAAGGAUGGAAUCGCCGUUUGCGAGAAAUGUGGUGCCAUUGGAGUAAAACAUGCCUUUUACACGAAAGAACGACGAUUUUGUAGUAGAGCUUGCGCACGAUCUUCAGAGCAUACUGCACCGGCUGCUGAUUCAACGUACAGUCCGUCGCAUCCUAUUGAGAAUCAAAUAAUUGUCACUCCACCAUCGCCUGAAGCAUCUAAACCAGAGGAGGAAGUAAUAACUAAAGAAAUUGAAGUUGAAAAGAAGGAACCCGAGAAGAAAGACAAGGAAGUAAUAAAAUCUGAACCAGUAAUGCCAGAAGAUUUGCCCGUGAGGAGAAAACGAACUGCUGAAAUGGAGGGAUCUUACGAUUGGACACCACAAUUGAUAGAACAUGGAUUUUGUGCUGCACCCGUGUCUUGCUUUAAACACGCGCCAAUAUCAGAAAUUUGGGACGACAUAACAGUGGGAAUGAAGGUGGAGGUAGAAAACACGGAUUGCGAUGAGGUUUGUGAGGCAUUUCCCGAUUCAUUUUGGGUUGCAACUGUUCUUCGUAUUUCUGGAUACAGAGCACUAUUGAGAUACGAAGGUUUCGGACACAAUGCCGAAAAGGAUUUUUGGGUUUCACUUUGCUCAAAUGAUAUUCAUCCUGUCGGUUGGUGUGCCACAAUUGGAAAACCUCUAAUACCUCCAAACACAAUAGCCAACAAAUAUAAAGAUUGGAAGGACUUUCUUAAAAGACGAUUAACGGGUGCACGAACAUUACCAACUGAUUUCUACAAUAAAGUAAAUGACAGUAUGAAAUCACGUUUUCGAUGUGGACUUCAAUUGGAAGUUGUUGAUAAAAAUCGAAUAUCACAAGUGAAAGUAGCGACAAUACAAAAAAUACUCGGUAAACGAUUGCAUGUGCGUUAUUAUGAUUCGCCACCUGAUGAUAAUGGAUUUUGGUGUCACGAAGAUUCGCCAUUGAUUCAUCCAGUUGGAUGGUCGAGAAAAAUUGGUCAAACAUUGGACGCAUAUCCAGAUUAUUUGGAACGAAUGUCAAAGAAACAGUAUUCGGAGGAUGACGCGACAGAGGAUAUUUUCAUUGUGCCAAAGAAUCAUACGAUACCUGGAUUUAAAUUUCAAGAGGGAAUGAAACUUGAAGCGAUAGAUCCACUCAAUCUUUCUGCAAUUUGCGCAGCGACUGUUAUGCGAGUAUUAAGGAAGGAAUUCAUUAUGAUUCGCAUUGAUAGCUACGAUGAGGAUGCCAGUGGGGCUGAUUGGUUUUGUUAUCAUUCAUGUUCACCUUGUAUAUUUCCAAUUGGAUUUUGUGCACAGCAUGGUUUGCCACUAACUCCGCCCAAGGGAUAUGAUCCUACGACUUUUACCUGGGAUUCGUAUUUGACUGAAACUAAUACUAUACCUGCACCGAUACAUCUAUUUAAUCCUGAGGUACCACAACAUGGAUUUAUUGAGGGCAUGAGACUUGAGGCUGCUGAUUUAAUGGAUCCUAGAUUAGUUUGUGUAGCAACAAUCACUAGAGUCAUUGGGAGGCUACUGAGGGUGCACUUUGAUGGAUGGGAAGAUGAAUAUGAUCAAUGGCUGGAUUGCCAAAGUCCUGAUAUUUAUCCCGUUGGAUGGUGUGAUCUUGUUGAUCAUAAAUUAGAAGGGCCACGGGUUAUUAAUAAAACCACUAGUCCUACAGUGAAAUCACCAAGAGGCCUUAAACGUAAAUCUAAGAGAAAAAUGAAACGAAAUGGAAAAUUGCAUUGUGGAAGACAAUUUCUUCCACGACAUAGUGAACGCAUUAAUCCAACUCGUGAAAGAGAUCGAGAUCGUGAAAGAGAACGAGAACGAGAUCGAGAAAGAAAGCAGGAAUUAGAAUUAGAACCAGCUCAGGGUAUUAAAAUAGAAAGAGAUCAUGAAUUGGAGAGUUUACCUGAGCAGGCGAGCAGAGAACCUGAACCGGCAGAGGAGCCAGCUGGUCCAGAUCAAACUCUUCCCAGUCCUUCGAGUUGUCAGGGUCAAGCCUUGAGUGAGAUUCAAAGUAAUUUGCAAGUCGUUCCACCUUCAAGGGAUCGAAAUGUAACGUUGUGUGUAAAUACUUCGCCAGCGAGCGAGAAAUACAUUCCAAGGCUAGCGGAUUGUCUGCAAAAGUCUUCCGACGCCAAGGGAUUAGUACCAUCGGAAUGGAAUAUAUUCGAUGUGGCACAAUUUCUUCGUGUCAAUGACUGUGCAACGUAUUGUGACAACUUUAGUAAACGCAAAGUAGAUGGGAAGACACUUUUGAAUUUGACGAAGGAUCAAAUUAUAGACUUAACUGGUUUUAAAGUUGGACCAUCUCUCAAAAUUUAUGAUCUUAUACAACAAUUGAAAAUCAAAGUGAAUCCAGCUCAGGAAAGGUUAAAGUUAGGACUAAAAAAAUUAUUUUAACAGAGCUUUUGUAAGUUUUUAAGUGCCAGCCUUAACGUAAUAUUCAACAUGGAUUUACAACUAAGGGAAGUGAUUUUUUUUUCUUUUUUUUUUUUUUUUGCAAUUUUACAGAUCAGUGAUUAUUUUUCAUUUCCACUGAAUCUUUUUUUUUAGUAAAAAAAAAAUUCAAUUCAACAUUUUAAAAAUGUUCUAUUUUUAUGAGCUAUUUGUAUAAUUUUACAAGCAAUAUUUAACCUUAAUAUUUUCAAUUUUUUUUUUGCGGUUUUUAUUUUUAAAUUGAAAUCUAUAUUUAUUUAAAAACAUUGUGUAAAUCCAUGAUUUAGUAAAAAAAAAGAAAAAAAAGAAAACACUUAAACGAAAUAUAAAUACAAUAGCCUGAAAUGUCUCUCGAGAUGGAAUAUUGAAUCCGAAAAGUAGAAAUUGAUAUAGAAAAAAAAGGGGGAAAGAAUGCAUUACUAUUCUCUUGUUAAAAUUCUAGAGAGGCAAGUCUUUAAGGUUAUGUCUGAGAUUAAUAGUGAACAAAAAUUAGUGAGGUAUUAUAUUAAAAAUUUUUUCAAACAAAAGAUUUUUUUACAAUAUACAAAAAGAAAGUUAAAUUAGAUAAAAAAUUAUUCCCUAUUUAUUUUGUAACAAUAUAUAAACAUUUUUUUCUAAUUUACAACUAAAUGUAAAUAUCUGUAAGUUGUUUGAGAAAAUUUUUUUUCCUGUAAUUUUGAAACUAAUUUUGAUAUCGCUAUUUUGUUUUUGACAUAGCCUUAAUGUUAUGGAAAUUAUUAUACUGUGAUUAGCGAACUUUGUAAAUAAUUCAUUUUUUGUAAAUACGAGUAAAUUAAUUCAAUUAUAGUCAAUUCGGAUGUAUUAUAUAUAUAAUUAAGAUUUUGAAUUUUUAAUCGGCUAUUGCAUUUGUAUUACGUUAAAAAGUGUUACUUUUUUUUUUUUUUAAAUUCAUACAAUGAAUUCAAACAGUCAAAGUUGCAUGAAAACCUUUCACUAAAUGCCCUUAAUUAUUAUUUUUUUUUUCAAUUUUCUUUUCUCAAAACUUUUUAUUCAUAUCAGAGAAUGAUUAAUAUAGAAAAUAAAUUUCAUUGAUAAUUGUCACAAUGAAAUUAAGAAUUUUUCUGUUAGAAAAUAUAUAGUAAAAAAAAAAAAAAAUACAACAUAAAUUCCGAGGAAAAUUUAAAAUUCAAAAUUAUUGACAUUUAUAUAAUGAAAUAAUCUCAGAAAAAAAUUAGUAUAUGUAUAGAAUGUAUUCUAAAAGAGAAAAACACAGUCAACUCGACAGACAUUUGCUUGAAAAUAUUUUUAAUUAUUUUUUUUUUUUUUCGUUGGGAAAUAGUGUGAUAUUGACUUUUCAAAGAUUUAUUAAAUUGCUCUCAAAAAAAAAAAAAAAAAAAAAAACAACAAA